Molecule: messenger RNA, 4096 nt
Organism: Gigantopelta aegis
Lineage: Eukaryota; Metazoa; Mollusca; Gastropoda; Neomphalida; Peltospiridae
Product: lymphocyte expansion molecule-like
Exons: 10
Coding region: 411-1685 (424 amino acids)
Source: RefSeq, a predicted model, not a curated record
GCAUCCCUUUUAAGGCCCCAUUGAGUUUGAGUUAUCUUUCCUUAUAUUUAUAACCUGCGAAUCAUUAGCAGGGCGUUGUUAUAAUAUAAAAUAAAGACAAGCUAUAUAUUUGAUACUUCGUGUUAAUAUCAAAAGUAUUAGUAAUUAAAUAACACCAGGUUUUAACACCAAUAAUAUAUUAUUUUACCAACGUUUGAUUUAUUGUAGUGUUGUCGGUUCGAGAUUACGCAUCACGUUGCCAUGUGACCGAUCAUUAGCAGACAACUUCUGCCCUGUAGUGAUUAUGCAAAAAUAAGCUUGUGAAUAUUUCUGCUGCAAUAUAUUAAAGAAGUGAACACACAUAUCCUUGAGGAAAAUCAUUGUAGUUUAUGUCCUUAGCAUUUCGCUAACAAUAGUUUUAUGAGGUGACAAUGGCCGAGAAGAAAUACCGCGGUGCACCUUUUGGCGUACAAACUGCCAGAUUUGAUGUAUCAGGGGUGCAUCCGAAGUUCAAACCACCAGGAGGUUUCACAGAACUUCCUUAUGACAAGAACUACACUAAUGAAUUGACUCGUUGCUUGGGUCCAGGCUGCUAUUCUUUUGACAAUGGGUCAUUCAGCAAGAAGCGAGUGGAGGAGAUGGCGUCGGGUCCCGGCUGGCAGCAAGCGUACGAGGUGGAACGGAUGGCCGCGCUGCCUCACCUGCUGUACAAAGAGCAGUGGGAACAGAAGCGCAUGCUGCGCAGGAAGCUUGGACCAGGAUCAUAUGAGAUAAAAGACUUCAUGGAAUCUGCUGAUGAAAAACCUCGGAGUCAGCGCGGAAUCUGUGAUGCCAGAGCUGAGAGAUUUAGCAAUGAUAUCGUGAGCAUAACUCCUGGUCCUGGCACCUAUGGUAAAGGUGGUGUGCCUAGCGCAGUUAUUGAGGAGAAGCAGAAGAAGUCGAUGAGUACAGUGGGAAUGUUGGAUGCAGUUUCAUCUGCAGCCAGAUAUAUUAAGUCACAGGGUUCUGGAUUGGGACCGGGAACGUAUCACUUCAACAGUUUCACAGAUGACAUGGCAUCGAAGGUAGUCAGUUUGCGAGGACCAUACGAUCUCUUUUCCGGCAAUCGAAACAAGCCAAUCACUGUUGGAUAUUUUGCAGCACCUAAAAUGGUGACAGUUGGUCCUGGCAAGUACGAACUGAAGUCAUUUGUAGAUGAUUGGCAGACACUUCACAAAAAGAAACACGGCAAGUUCGGGAAUGUUGAACAGUACCCCGAUUUCCCCCACGAACGCAUUUUCUACAGUACACUGUCACAAUAUCAAACAAGAGGGAACACACCUGGACCAGGUAAAUACGAUGUUCUUGAGCAGCCCUCGAAGCCUACCUCCGUCAAAGGACCAGGGUUCUUAUCAUCUUCUCAGAGGAACGACCGGAUGUCACAAAUGUUCUUCACAAGAAACUUUAACCCUGUUGGUGCCGGUCGCUACGACAUACAGAAAUGGGAUGAUGCUCAGCAUCACAAUGGACAUGAGAGUGUUUUUAAAUCAAAAACAGGACCACUUAAACCACAUAUGGCAAAAUUCCAAAAGGAGAGAAUCCGUGCGAAAGAUGUCCAGAUUAAAGACAGACUUUUUAUGGUACCUCCGCAAACUGAGGACUACUCGUACAUGAAUGAAACCCAGUCACGUCUCCUCAAGCCAACCAGAUCUACCACUGUUAUAUAGUAUCACCUCAGAUACCUGUUGUUAAACAGCUGUACAAAACAGGGACAUACGUUUAAAAGAAAACCACAUAACGUAUGGCAUCAUCUAAAUAGAUGGUUGGUUAUGUAAAACGUGCAAAAGGUUUUCUUUGUGGUGAUAUACUUUAAAGACAAGCUCCACAGAUGCAUGGCAUCAUCUUAAAUAGAUGUUGGUUUAAACUAAUUUAUAAAAGGUUAUAUAAAUUUUUUAUGAAAGGUUUUCUUUAUAGAUAUAUUUUAAAGAGAGCUACCAAAAGAUGCAUGGCAUCAGCUUAAAAUAGGUUUACAAAAAAUAAUGUAAAAUAUAACUAAAAGAUUUUCUUUACGGAUAUAGAUUUUAAAGUGUUCAAAGAGAUCACCAGUUAUAAUUUUAUGAUCAUAUAUUUGAUAUAAUAGUUUUAAAGAAUGAUGCGAUUAAUUAAUUUCUAAGAAAAAUAUAAAUGAGCCUUCACACAAGUUUUGUAGAUUUAUGUUUGCAAAACACAUUUCAUUAAAUAUCUGGUAAUUGUUUAUUAUGAACACCCAGUUUUGUGUAAGAUGUAAAUUUUAAAGGAUCCUAUUUUUAUGUAAAAAUAUAUUACUUAAAGAAUUAAAUGUCUUACACAGAACAAGAUUUAAGAAGUAAAUAUUUUUAUUACGCCCCAUUUCUUUGUAUAAGAGACAAUCAUAAAUGUAUAGAACACUAGCUAGGUUAGAAAGUUCAUUGAGAUGGAUUAACCAAGGAAACAGGACCUUUAAAGACCUUUAACAGGAUCAAAGUAAAUAAAUUUGCAUUAAAAUAAAAUAAUUAGACAUUUGCAAGUAAAAACAAUUUUGUAGACAAACUACCACAUAAAAUGCUAUUUUAGUAUGCAGUGAACAAUGGUUUGCUGAUCAGUAUUUCAUUCCAUGCAGACAAAAAACAAAUAUAUGAUGAAGUCUUUCUUGAUUUGGUCAGUAUUAAGUAUUAAAUCCUCGUUUUGUUGUUUGUUUUUAUGUACCAAAAAUCAUUUUAUACGGAGUCCGUCUUACAAUAUCUUCCUGUUUUUGUUGUUUCUGUGUCUUCAUAUGUAAGUUUAGAACCAAGUUGUUAUAAUAAUUAAGUAACUUAUAAACUGUUAUUUAUUUAUGAUACGUUGAAUGUAUAUACGAGAUAUAAGAUAUCCACCUUAUGUAUAUUUUUCUACUCUGAAGACUUAAUUAUACAUUGGUGAUAGUGUUUAUUGCUAGCUAUAAUUAACAUCACCGUUAAAUUUUAAAAGAACAAAAAUCACCUGCUGAAAUGUUAAUCAGUUACACGUCCAUCAGAGAUAUUCUUGUGAUGAUGUAACAACUGGUUAUCUCUUUUGCUGCUGUUUGCAUAAAUAUCCAGCAUUAGCAACCAUGUUAUUUUUUUAAACAUGUUUCUUGUUCAAACGUGAUCGUGUGUGUGUGAUACAUAAAUAUGUAGACAUUUAAAAAAAAAGUUUUGAGUAAGUGUGAAACUAGUUACAAUCGUUGAAUACUAAUGAAGAACAAAAAUUCACCCAUAGAUAUUUAUUAUUGUUAUAAAAGUACAAACUGUUGGUUUUUCCUCCAUGUAUAUGUAUAACCUAACCCAUUUAUUUUGUCAGAUAUAUGUUUGAAAUAAUUGCAAGCAGUUAUAUAAUUUUUCUUUAAAAACAUAAAUGAAUAUAAAUAUCCCAUUACAAUAUGACUGUGAUAAACAAUUCUUAAAACUGUACCUGUAUAUAUACUUACUAAUUUAUAGAUUUGUUUUACAAGGUAUAUUAACAUAUUUAUUUUAACCUGAACUGAAUAUGCUAAUGUUAUUUCAUAAUUCGCUUUUAUUUAUGAAUUCCAAUAACAAAAUGGCAAGAAAUAAUUUACCAGGCAUAUAGUUUGUUUACCACAAGUAUUACACUGUGCAAUAUUAGACAUUAAUUAAACAUGUAUUCAGUGUUUUGAAUCAAAGUUUAUAACGUCUGGUGUUGAUACAUCAGUUAUUAUACCAUCCCCUUGAUAUAUUCCAGUUUUAUUUGUGAAUUUUUAUCUCAUAAGGAGAUUACAAAAAAAAAGAGAGCAGAAAUGAGUAAAAUGUGUUUAUAUUUUUAUAACUGUACGUAAAAGCCCAGAAUAAAAUUGGAUAUACAAACAGAAAUGAUAUAAAGCCACUUCAUCACUUCCUUUUGCAGCAUAUAUUCCCAAAUUACAAAUGACCUUAUAUGAAAACUGUAAAACCUAUACUGAUGUUAUUGCUAUGAAGUCCAUUCACAGACAGGGUUUAUUUAGUGUGAUUGUUUAACUGUUUGUUUUUGAUAGUAUUAAUAAAAAGAAAUCCACCCACACAACACGAUUGUAAAACAUAUAUUCAAUAGGAAAACAGAUACACUGCAUGAAAAAAAAAACCCCUACAAUCCUUAUCCAAAUAAAUAC